This is a messenger RNA of Eimeria mitis, 1854 nucleotides long. RefSeq lists its product as uncharacterized. The coding region runs from base 1 to 1854 and encodes 617 amino acids. The record is from RefSeq and is a predicted model, not a curated record. The transcript has 6 exons. Lineage: Eukaryota; Apicomplexa; Conoidasida; Eucoccidiorida; Eimeriidae.
AUGCAUCUAUUUAAACAUACUAAUACACCCCAGCAGCAGCAGCAGCAGCAGCAGCAGCAGCAGCAGCAGCAGCAGAAGGAGCAGCAGCAGAAGGAGCAGCAGCAGAAGGAGCAGCAGCAGAAGGAACUGCAGCAGCAAACAGAUGCACACAUGAAAGCGCAAGAAACGGAAUCCCCCAGACUGCAACACCAGCAGCAACAGCAACAGCAGCAGCAGCAGCAGCAGCAGCAGCAGCAGCACAGACACAGAGACAGCCCCCAACCCUGGCUGCUGCAGGGGGGUACAUAUGAUACCCCCCCGACAACCUUCACGCUAAGCGCACAAAAGCUGCUGCUGCAGCAGCAGCAGCAGCAGCAGCAGCAGCAGCAGCGACUGGAACUGCAUCACCUGCUGCAGCAGGAGCAGCAGCAGCAGCAGCGGAUGAUGCAGCAUCUGCUGCAGCAGCAAAACCUGAGCAUCCAGCAUCUGCUGCUGCUGCUGCUGCUGCUGGCGAUGCAGACUCCAACAGGCCGCGCCUGCUGCAGCAGCAUUCCUCUAGGUCUAUUGAAGCAGCCUGCAGCAGGAGCAGCAGCAGCAGCAGCAGAUGAUGCAGCAUCUGCUGCAGCAGCAAAACCUGAGGAUACAGCAUCUGCUGCUGCUGCUGCUGCUGAUGUUGCUGCUGGCGAUGCAGACUCCAACAGGCCGCGUCUGCUGCAGCAGCAUUCCGGUAGGUCUACUGAAGCAGCAGCAGCAGCACCAAAAACAGCAGCAGCAGCAGCAGCAGGAGCAGCAGCAGCAGCAGCAGCAGUUGAAAAAGUAGCAGCAGAUGAGUACCUUCCAUCUGCAGGCUGCAGCACCAUCUGCAGCAGCGGAGAAGUUCUCCUGGUGGAGGAGCAGCAGCACAGGCAGCAGCAGCAGCAGCAGCAGCAGCAGCAGCAGCAGCAGCAACAGCAGCAAGUGGUCCCCAUACCGGGCCAGGCAGCAGCACCAGCAGCAGCAACAGCAGCAGCAGCAGCAGCAGAGGAAGCAGCACAACUGACAGAUCCCAAUGCAUUACAACGUGAGAAGCAAAUGCUUUCUGCUCCUGGUGGAGGAGCAGCAGCACAGGCAGCAGCAGCAGCAGCAGCAGCAGCAGCAGCAGCAGCAGCAGCACCAACAGCAGCAAGUAGUCCCCAUACCGGGCCAGGCAGCAGCACCAGCAGCAGCAACAGCAGCAGCAGCAGCAGCAGAGGAAGCAACACAACUGACAGAUCCCAAUGCAUUACAACGGGGCGAUACAUCCGUUUGCUGCUGCUGCAGCAGCAGCUGCCACCGCAGCGAGCGUCACAGCAGCAGCAGCAGCAGCAGUUGCAGCAGCAGCAGCUGCAGCAGCAGCAACCGCCACAAUUGGCGCUGCUGCUGCUGCUGCUGCUGUCGGCCGGACAGCUUCGGAGCUGCAAUGAGAAGGGAGAGCAGCAAGGGGACUCCUGCAGCAGCAGCAGCAGCAGCAGCAACAGCAGCAGCAGCAACAACAGCAGCAGCAGCAGCAACAACAGCAGCAGCAGCAGCAGACAUCAGCAGCGGCAGCCCCAGGCUAUUUCGGGCAUUCCCUUUGCGGUGCUCGACCUCAACGCAAUGCAGCAGGCAGCAGCAGCAGCAGCAGCAGCAGCAGCAACUGCAGCAGCAGCAGCUGCUGCUGCAGGAACGCCGCAGGCAGCAGCAGCAGCAGCAGCAGCAACUGCAGCAGCAGCAGCUGCUGCUGCAGGAACGCCGGCAUGUGACACAAGACAAUACAACGGACCCCUGCAGCAGCAGCAGCAGCAGCAGCAGCAGCAGCUGCAGCAGCUGCAGCAGGUUCCCCAGCUGCGGCGAGCUACGACAAGCCCUUCAAGCUGA